AUGUUUGCAUCGUUCUCCACGCUAUUCGCUACUUCUGCCGCCAUCGCAUGUAUCUUCACGCCUGUUGCUCAUGCCUCCCCGACAAGUGCGGGGCUAUCGGCACGAGAUGACUACGCCCCAUCCCCAAUUCUGCCCAACGCACAAUCCGUUUGGACCAUUGGGGAACAAGGUCUCGUCACCUGGAAUAAAUCUCUUGUCCCGAGCACGGCGACCACCAUUCCCUGGAUUGAUCUAUAUGAGAGCUCGCCCUUCGGCUCGGCGGAAUGGGUGGUCAACCUUGCUCAGAACGCCGACCCCCAGCCUGGCGAGGUCCUCGUGCCUGUCCCUGACGUAGCUCCCGGCUCUUACUUCACAGUUGGGGCCUGGGGCCAGAGUAGCACCCACUUCGAGAUCGUUGCAGCUUAG
Phanerochaete carnosa HHB-10118-sp is the source of this 405-nucleotide messenger RNA. RefSeq lists its product as uncharacterized. The record is from RefSeq and is a predicted model, not a curated record. The transcript has 3 exons. Lineage: Eukaryota; Fungi; Basidiomycota; Agaricomycetes; Polyporales; Phanerochaetaceae. Bases 1 to 405 code for a protein of 134 amino acids.